UCUUCAGUAUCUAAUCCCUAAAAUCACGUUUGUUCUUUUUCCAACCAGAGAGAGAACAAAAUGAAGAGAGGCAAUCGUACCACAGUGACCGAGUUUGUCCUCAUGGGAUUCACAGACCGUCCUGAGCUUCAGCUUCCCCUCUUUGUGGUGUUCCUGGUAAUUUAUCUCAUCACCCUGGUAGGAAACCUUGGCAUGAUCCUGCUCAUCAAGGUGGAUUCGAGGCUCCACACCCCCAUGUACUAUUUUCUCAGCCACCUGGCAUUCAUUGAUCUAUGUUACUCCUCUUCCAUUGGGCCUAAGAUGCUGCAGAAUUUACUGGUGAAGAAAAAGACCAUCUCCUUUUCAGGCUGUUUUGCCCAGCUCUACUUCUCCAGUGCCUUUGCCACUACUGAAUGCUUCCUCUUGGCCACGAUGGCCUAUGACCGCUACAUGGCCAUCUGCAACCCCCUGCUUUACACAGCCAUUAUGACCCAGCGUGUCUGCAGGGAGCUGGUGAUAGGGGUCUAUACUUACGGUUUCCUAAACUCUGUGAUACAGACAGUUCUGACUUUCCAGUUGUCUUUCUGCGAUUCCAACAUCAUCCACCAUUUCUACUGCGCUGACCCCCCUCUCCUGGCCCUCUCCUGCUCAGACACCCACAACAAAGAAAAGCAGCUCCUCAUCUUCUCUGCAGUGAAUCUCACUGGAUCCCUGCUGACAGUCCUCAUCUCCUACAUUUGCAUCCUCAUCUCCAUAAUAAAAAUCCAGUCUUCUGAAGGCAAGUGCAAAGCGUUUUCCACCUGUGCAUCCCACCUCACUGUGGUCAGCAUCUUCUACGGAACGCUGUUUGUCAUGUACCUGUGGCAGCCUAAAGCAGGGAAUUUGUGGAAGUACAACAAAGCGGUCUCUGUGUUUUACAGUCUUGUAAUCCCCAUGCUCAACCCCCUGAUCUAUAGCCUGAGGAACACAGAAGUGAAGGACAUCCUGAAAAAGAUGGUAGAGGGCAAGGAACCACAGUGA
Messenger RNA from Manis javanica (Malayan pangolin), 999 nucleotides. RefSeq names its product olfactory receptor 5M5-like. Gene Ontology annotation, molecular function: G protein-coupled receptor activity; olfactory receptor activity. NCBI's taxonomy places the organism in Eukaryota, Metazoa, Chordata, Mammalia, Pholidota, Manidae. The record is from RefSeq and is a predicted model, not a curated record. Gene Ontology annotation, cellular component: membrane. Gene Ontology annotation, biological process: G protein-coupled receptor signaling pathway.